AUCAUAAUUUGCAGCCAUGGAGAAAAAGCUUUAUUGCAUUUUGCAGUAUGCAUUCCUAAUCACCAUAACCUUCCCAAUGCUUUCUUCUGAAUCCAAACAACCUUUGAGCCUUGCAACUGAUCAAACUGCCCUUAUUUCACUCAAACAUACAUCUCUUUUACUUGCAACUAAUUGGACCAACUCCACCUCCGUCUGCAGCUGGAUUGGCGUCACUUGCAGCUUCCGCCACCACAGAGUAGCUGCCUUGAAUCUCUCCAACAUGGCUCUCUCCGCCACCAUUCCACCGCAGCUCGGACACCUCUCCUUCCUCGUCUCCCUCGACCUCUCCAACAACCUUUUCCAUGGAGAUUUGCCUCAAGAGCUGUCUCUCCUUCGCCGUUUGAAGUUCAUAUCUUUCCGACUCAACAACUUCACCGGAGACAUCCCUCCGAUGUUGGGUCAGUUACCAAAAUUAGAGCACUUGUCUUUAAGCAACAACAGCUUCAUAGGUUCCAUCCCAAAAUCGCUCUCAAACCUCACAAACCUACAAUUUCUUGACUUAUCUUUCAAUUCUCUAAGUGGAGAAAUUCCAAAAGAGUUUGGGAGACUUCAAAGUCUACAAACUCUAUCUGUUCGAUUCAAUCGUCUAUCCGGUGCUAUACCAUCAGCCAUAUUCAACAUCUCGACCCUUGUAGCUAUAGGAUUGGGACACAAUGAACUGAGUGGAAGUCUUCCAACAGACAUGUGCCAUAAUCUUCCAUUUCUUGCUGAUAUUCGUCUUUCUUACAAUCAGCUGAGUGGCACGAUUCCCUCAAAUCUAUCCCAAUGUUCAGGGCUUGAGGUGUUGAGCCUCUCUUACAACUCUUUUAGUGGGGAGAUACCUUCAGAAAUCGGCUACUUAACAUCUCUUCAGUAUUUAGCUCUUGGUGGUAACAAUUUGAAUGGAAUACUACCGCAUGAGAUUGGCCAUAUUCAGAGUCUGGUUACUUUUGGUGCUGAAAUCAAUCAGAUUGGGGGCUCAAUUGAUUUCAAUAUUUUCAUGAAUAUGUCUUCUUUGCAAACCUUAGCACUAUGGCGUAACAAAUUCACGGGGAACCUUUCAGGGGAUGUCGGGAAUAUUACCAUGCUAACAGGGUUAGACCUCUCGGAAAACCAUUUUACAGGUACAACAGAGUAAUUGUCUGUUUAGCUACAAUAUGUGUUUUUCAAAUCUCAUGUUUUGCAGGGCUUAUUCCCACUGAAUUUGGCCAACUUUACCAUUUGGAGUCAUUACAACUACAGAUGAACAGCUUGAGUGGUUCGAUUCCACCUGAGCUCUUUAACAUUUCAACUCUUCGGAUUCUUUCACUUGUCGGCAAUGCUCUGUCAGGGGUUCUUCCAACCCAUUUAUGCCAUGCCUCUCCCUUUCUUGAAGGAUUGUAUCUUAGUGGAAAUUCUAUGAGUGGAGCAAUACCCAACUCCAUCUCUAACUGUUCUCAACUCACAAUUCUCUCACUUUCUGAAAACAAAUUCAGUGGUUAUAUACCUACUCAUCUCGGCAACCUAAGGCAUCUCCAACUUCUUCAACUGAAUAGCAACAAUCUUACCCAGGCACCAUCUUCUUCCUUCAUUACUUCAUUGACAAAUUGCAAGUCUCUAACUAUUUUGUCAAUUGGUGAUAAUCCUCUAAAUGGUGUCAUUCCAGCUUCUGUCGGAAACUUAUCUUCCUCACUUCGAAUAUUCAUUGCCAACAACUGCAAAUUCAGUGGCAGCAUUCCUGUUGAAAUUGGCAAUUUAAGCAAUUUGAUGACAUUGGCUUUGCUUGGCAAUGAGUUAUCUGGUAAUAUUCCACUAACUAUAAGCCAAAUGCAUGAACUUCAAGGAUUAGAUCUGUCUCAUAACAUGUUGGGAGGCUCAAUAUCACAUGCUAUAUGUGAUCUAUUCAGCCUCAAUACUUUAGAUAUGAGCAAGAAUCAAUUUUCAGGCCCAAUUCCUAAAUGUCUUGGAAAUGUCUCUUCUUUAAGACAUCUUCUUCUAGACUCCAACAUUUUGAAUUUAAGCAUACCAUCAAGCUUAUGGGGCCUAAAAGAUUUGAACUCUCUAGACUUGUCCUCAAAUUCAUUGAAUGGAUCCUUACCACAAGAGAUCAGUAACUUAGGAGCAGCAAUAUAUAUAAACCUAUCGAUGAAUCAGUUGUCAAAGUCGAUUCCUAGCACUAUCGGGAAGUUGCAGAAUUUGAUUAAUUUGUCAUUGGCAAAUAAUAGACUAGAAGGUCCUAUUCCAGUGUCUAUGGGAAGCAUGAUCAAUUUGGCAAAUCUCGACUUGUCGUACAACAACCUCUCUGGUUCAAUUCCAAAGUCUUUAGAAGCACUUCAACACCUCGACUACUUUAAUGUCUCUUUCAAUAGUUUAAGCGGAGAAAUUCCUAAUAGAGGUUCUUUUAGAAACUUCACUAUGGAUUCUUUUAAGGGUAAUGAGGCAUUGUGUGGAAUCCCCAAGUUCCAUGUCCAAAUUUGCUCUUCAAUUUCUAAUCACAGAUCAAAGAGAAAGAAGGCGGAACGAGCUUCAUUUAUUGUUUUUGGGGUUGUGGCUCUCAUUUCAGUUGUUUGUUUGGCCUUUAUAAUUGUCAGAAACAAAAGGAAAGAUAAGACGAAUAGAGAGGUUGAUGAGUUGAUAUUCAUUGUGCCGGAAAGAAUCUCUUAUUAUGAACUGCUGCAAGCAACGGAAAGAUUCGAUGAAAGUAAUUUACUUGGCACUGGGAGUUCUUGCUCUGUUUAUAAAGGAAUUCUUAACAAUGGGAAGGAUAUCGUUGUCAAGGUGUUUAAUAUGCAGCUAGAAGGUAUUUCAAGAAUAUUCGAUGUCGAAUGUGAGAUACUACGUAGCAUUCGACACAGGAAUCUGACAAGCGUCAUAAGCAGUUGCUCCAAUGAAGAGUUCAAGGCAUUAGUACUUGAAUAUAUGCCAAAGGGAAACCUUGAAAAAUGGUUAUAUUCCCACAACUAUUGCUUGAAUAUGAUGGAGAGAUUGAAUAUAAUGAUUGAUGUUGCAUCUGCUUUGGAGUAUCUUCACCACGGUUAUUCAAUGCCCAUUGUCCACAACGACUUGAAGCCUAGUAAUGUGCUGUUAGAUGAAGACAUGGUUGCCCAUGUAAGCGACUUUGGGAUAGCAAAGUUGUUAUGCGAUGGAGAUAGCUUUGUGUUAACCAACACGCUAGCAACAUUGGGUUACAUCGCUCCAGGUGAAGUUUCUCUAAAUAUACUGAUUGCACUUCACUUUCAAUCAAUUAAUUGUGUCUUCCUUACUGCAUACAUCAUGAUUUUUGUUGUUCCAGAGUAUGGCUUGGAAGGGCUAGUUUCAACAAGGUGUGAUGUGUAUAGCUACGGGGUGAUGUUGAUGGAAACUUUUACGAGAAAAAGGCCUAGUGGUGAUAUGUUUUGCGGAGAUGUGAGCUUAAAGAGAUGGGUAGAACUCUCACUUUCGGAGGUCCCAGAUGAAGUGAUAGAUGCCAACUUAGUCAUGAAUUUGGAGGAAGAAAUGAUUGACAAGAAUAUGCAGUGUGUAUCAUCCAUACUUGAAUUGGCUCUAAAAUGCUCUGCCGACUCUCCAGGGGAUAGAAUCAACAUGAAACAAGCACAUGCAGAGUUGCAAAAAAUCAAACAUCGAUUUUCUCAAUGAGAUUCAAGCAUAUAGUGUUGAAGAUUUUGAAAAGGUUAGAAGGCUGUGGCUACCUAUAGCUAGAAGAACCAUUCAGUGGUUUUCCGGCCAAGAAAAGAGCUCGAACGCCGCGCAACCUAAGCCGGAUGUCUGAAUGCAUCCUUCAAGAAACAAGAUUUGGUAUUUUCCAUUGCUGAUUCUAUUACAAAUUGUUGGCAAAAAAACUGUAACUACACAUCUAGACAUUAGGCCUUCAACCAACAUUACUUCCUUGGUGUUAUAUACACAAUCUAAAUGAAGCAAAUUUGUGUGUCAAAAUCUAGUGGAGAUGAUAGCCAUGAUCUGAGCCAUCAACAUCCGAAUUAGAAAGAAAGAUGGUAUUUUGAAUUACUACGUUUGGUGUCACGAAUUUUUUGUCACAUUUUUGUGUGUAGGAUUCUGGUAUGUUUGUUAA
This is a messenger RNA of Salvia miltiorrhiza (redroot sage), 4066 nucleotides long. Its product is annotated as receptor kinase-like protein Xa21. The transcript is spliced from 4 exons. The coding region runs from base 1261 to 3633 and encodes 790 amino acids. Lineage: Eukaryota; Viridiplantae; Streptophyta; Magnoliopsida; Lamiales; Lamiaceae. Gene Ontology annotation, biological process: protein phosphorylation. Gene Ontology annotation, molecular function: ATP binding; protein binding; protein kinase activity. The record is from RefSeq and is a predicted model, not a curated record.